AACAACUUUUCUUUUGUGUGUGGGGUUACUUUCCACUAGCCCGCCCCCUACUCCUCUCCUUUCAAGAUUUAAAUGCUAAUGGCGGAUUAAAACCUGUAGAAACGUUUGGCUUUAGAAGUCUGGUGCAUUGGGGUGACUGUCUGGCAUCACCAAGAUGACGCUCCAUGCUAACCGGGCGGCUGCACUCCUCUCAUGGGUGAACAGUCUGCGCAUGGCGGACCCUGUGGAGACCAUGCUGCAGCUCCAGGACUGCAGCAUCUUCCUCAAGAUCAUUGACACCAUCCGUGGCACUGAAGAAGGACAACAAAUCGUGAAGCAGCCAUUACCAGAGAGAUUGGACUUUGUGAGCAGUUUUCUGCAGAAAAGUCGAAAACAUCCCUCUUCCCCAGAAUGCCUGGUAUCUGUGCAAAAAUUGAUGGAGGGAUCAGAGCUGGAAAUGGCCAAGCUAACCAUGCUGCUCUUGUACCACUUUACCAUGAGCUCCAAAAGCCUCAGGGACUGGGACCAAUUUGAAUACAAGAUUCAGGCUGAGUUAGCCGUCAUCCUCAAAUUUGUGUUGGAUCAUGAGGAUGGACUAAACCUUAAUGAGGACCUAGAGAGCUUCUUGCAAAAAGCUCCUGUCCCUUCCACCCGUUCCAGCACCGUGUCUGAAGACGUCUCCCCACCCAGCCACCAGACCAAGAAGGAGAUUCGCUUCCUAGAACUACAGAAUGUUGCCUCCUCUUCCAGUGGGAACAACUUCCUUGUAGGAUCUCCAGCCUCCCCCAUGGGCGACAUCCUGCAUACGCCACAGUUCCAGGUGAGACGGCUGAAGAAGCAGCUUGCAGAUGAGAGAAGCAAUAGGGAUGACCUGGAGCUGGAGUUGGCCGACAACCGCAAGCUCCUCACUGAGAAGGAUGCACAGAUAGCCCUGAUGCAGCAACGCAUUGACCGCCUGGCUCUGCUCAAUGAGAAGCAGGCAGCCAGCCCACCAGAGCCCAGGGAGCUUGAGGAGCUACGUGGCAAGAAUGAGAGCCUCACUAUGCGGUUGCAUGAGACUCUGAAGCAGUGUCAGGACCUGAAGACAGAGAAGAGUCAGAUGGAUCGCAAGAUCAACCAGCUUUCUGAGGAAAAUGGAGAUCUUUCCUUUAAGGUGCGGGAGUUCGCCAGUCACUUGCAGCAACUACAGGGCGCUCUCAAUGAGCUGACCGAGGAGCAUGGCAAGGCCACCCGGGAGUGGGCGGAGAAGCAGGCCCAUCUGGAGAAGGAGCUCAGCACAACCGGGCAAGACAAGAAAUACCUUGAAGAGAAGAAUGAAAUCCUUCUGGGAAAACUCUCACAGCUAGAAGAACGUUCAACCCAGCUGCAGGAAAACCCUUCCCAGGAGAAGGGCGAGGUGCUGGGGGACGCCUUGCAGCUGGAAGCCCUGAAGCAAGAGGCAGCCACUCUUGGUGCAAACUGUGCCCAGCUCCAAGCCAAGGUGAAGGAGCUGGAGACUGAGCAGGGUCAGCAGGAAGCCCAACUGCUUGCUGAGCGGGGCCGCUUUGAAGAAGAAAAGCAGCAGCUGGCCGGCUUGAUUGCUGGCCUGCAGAGCUCUGUCUCCAACCUCAUUCAGGCUAAGGAAGACCUAGAGAAGGCCUCACAGGCUCAGAAUGCCCAGUUGACUGCCCAGGUGGCCACUCUGACCUCCAAGCUCACCACGCUCAAUGUCACCCUCCAGCAGCAGGAUCAAGAACUAACUGGCCUGAAGCAACAGCUGAAAAAGGAGCAGGCCCAGCUAGCCCAGACUCUCCAACAGCAAGAACAGACCUCCCAGGGCCUCCGCCACCAGGUGGACCAGUUGAGCAGCAGCCUGAAUCAGAAGGAGCAACAAUUGGAGGAGGCAGCCAAGGAGCAGAAGGCAGCUAGGCGGGACCAUGCCCAACAACUGGCCACUGCCACCAAGGAGAAGGAGGUCGCCUUAAGAGAGAAGGACACAACUCUCCAGCAGCUGGAGGCACUGGAGAAGGAGAAGGCUGCCAAGCUGGAGAUUCUGCAACAGCAACUUCAGGCUGCCAAUGAAGCCAGGGACAGUGCUCAGACCUCAGUGACACAGGCCCAGCAGGAAAAGGCAGAGUUGAGCAAAAAGAUUGAAGAACUCCAUGCUCGCGUCGAGGCAGCCCACCAGGAGCAGCGUGGGACCCAGGCCCAGGUGGCAGAGCUGGAGGCCCAGUUAAAGUCAGAGCAGCAAAAAGCAACUGAGAGACAAGGGGUGGCCCAGGAGAACAAGCAACUCCAAGAGAAGCUUCAGGCCCUUGAGGAGUCUUUGAAGGCCACCAAGCACAGCCUUGAGGAGGAGAGGCGCCAGGCUACAGACGCCCGGGAAGAGCAACAACGUCGUGUCUCGGAACUUCAGGUAGAGACCCAGAGCCUGGUGGAGCAGCAUAAACAGGAGCAGAAGGAACUAGAAGAAGAGAAGACUGAGCGCAAGAGUUUGGAGACCCAAUUACAACAGCUUGGAAAGGCCCAUCAGGCUGAGAUGGAAGCCCUGAGGCGGGAGCUGGCUGAGGCCAUAGCCUCCCAGCAAAGGGGUGAGAGUGAGUAUGAGCAACUUAUCAAGGAGGUAGCUACCUGGCGUGAGCGGUAUGAGGAGAGUCAGCAAGAGGAGGCGCAGUAUGGUGCCAUGUUCCAGGAACAGCUGGAGGCCCUAAAGGAGGAAUGUGAAAAGGCUCGCCAGGAGCUACAGGCGGCAAAGGAAAAGGUGUCAGCCAUAGAAGCCCACAGUGAGCUCCAGAUGACCCAGCAGCAGAAUGAGCUAGCUCAGCUCCGUGCCAACCUGGCUAGAGCCCACCAGCAGGUCCAGGAGAAGGAGGUCAGGGCCCAGAAGCUUACCGAUGACCUCUCCACUCUGCAGGAGAAGAUGGCAGCCACCAGCAAGGAGGUGGCCCGCCUAGAAACCUUGGUGCGCAAGGCAGGAGAACAGCAGGAGACAGACUCACAUGAGCUACUCAAGGAGCACCCCAGGUCAGGAGAUAGAGAAGCAGAGUGGCUGGAGGAGCAGCGAGGGCCCGAGUUCUGCAGCACCCAGGCCACACUGCAGGCCAUGGAGCGCGAGGCUGAGCGGAUGGGCAGUGAGCUAGAGAAGCUGCGGACUGCACUGAUGGAGAGCCAGGGCCAGCAGCAGGAGGAGCGUGGGCAGCAGGAGAGAGAGGUGGCACGACUGACCCAGGAGCGGGGCCGGGCCCAAGCUGACCUGGCCCUAGAGAAGGCAGCCAAGGCAGAGCUGGAGAUGCGGCUUCAGAAUGCCCUCAAUGAGCAGCGUGUGGAGUUUGCUGCUCUGCAAGAGGCACUGGCCCAGGCCCUGAGGGAGAAGGAAAGGAAGGAUCAGGAUCUGGCCAAGCUUCGUAGUCAGGAGGCAGCCCAGCAAACAGAGCUGGGGGAGCUUCAGCAAACCCUGAAACAACUGAAGGAACAGCUGGCUAAGAAAGAGACAGAAUAUGCUUCUGGGUCAGAGGCCCUGUCUGGUGUUGUUGGCAAGACAGAGCCAUUUGGCUCGGAGCUGGAGGCCCUGCGGGCGGAGGUGAGCAAUCUGGAACAGCAGUGCCAGAGGCAUCAGGAGAAGGCCUCCACCCUGGAACGCAGCCUAGAGGCUGAGCAGGCCUCUCACAGAGAGUGGGACAGUGCUCUGGAGACUUUGAGGGGCCAGUUAGAGGAGAAGACCGGGGAGCUGGAACGCAGCCAGGAUGCCUUAGCCUCAGCUCAGAGGGAAUUGGCUACUCACUGCGCCAAGGCCCAAGACCUCAGCAAAGCUGAGGAUGAGUGGAAGGCCCAGGUGGCCCGGGCCCAGCAGGAGGCUGAGAGAAAAAACAGCCUCAUCAGUAGUUUGGAGGAGGAGGUGUCCAUCCUGAAUCGCCAGGUCCUGGAAAAGGAGGGUGAGAGCAAGGAGUUAAAGCGACUGGUGGUAGCCGAGUCGGAGAAGAGCCAGAAGCUGGAAGAGAGGCUGCGUCUGCUCCAGGUAGAGACUGCCAGCAGCAGUGCUAGAGCAGCAGAGCGCAGCUCUGCUCUGCGGGAGGAGGUGCGGACCCUCCGGGAAGAGGCAGAGAAACAGCGGGAGGCUUCAGAACAUCUGAGGCAGGAGCUGACCUCGCAGGCAGAGCGUGCAGAGGAGCUGGGCCAAGAAUUGAAGACGUGGCAGGAGAAGUUCUUCCAGAAGGAGCAGGCCCUCUCUGCACUGCAGCUCGAGCACACCAGCACACAGGCCCUGGUAAAUGAGUUGCUGCCUGUCAAACACCUGUGCCAGCAGCUGCAGGCCGAGCAGGCUACUGCUGAGAAACACCAUCGCGAGGAGCUGGAACAGAGUAAGCAGGCAGCUGGUGGGCUGCGGACCGAGCUGCUGCGGGCCCAGCGGGAGCUCGGGGAGCUGGUCCCCCUGCGGCAGAAGGUGGCAGAGCAGGAACGAGCAGUCCAGCAGCUUCGAGCAGAGAAGGCCAGCUAUGCUGAGCAACUGAGCAUGCUCAAAAAGGCCCAUGGCCUGCUAGCAGAAGAGAACCGGGGCCUGGGGGAGCGGGCCAAUCUCGACCAGCAGUUUCUGGAAGUGGAGCUAGAUCAGGCUCGGAAGAAGCAUGUCCAAGAGAUGGCUGCUGUGCGUGCUGAUGUAGAGACCCGCCUAACUGAGGUUCGGCAGGAGGCAAAGAAUGCUGCCCAGGAGCUGGAGGUGAUGACUGCCAAGUAUGAGGGUGCCAAGGUCAAGGUUCUGGAGGAGAGGCAGCGGUUCCAGGAGGAGAGACAGAAACUCACUGCCCAGGUGGAGCAGCUAGAACUAUUUCAGAAAGAGCAAACUAAGCAGGUGGAAGAACUGAGCAAGAAGUUAGCUGACCAUGACCAAGCCAGCAAGGUGCAGAAGCUAAAGGUAGGGCCAGCGGGGGCCCAGGAAGGUGAGAGCCAGCAGGAGGCCCAACGCCUCCAGACCCAGCUCAAUGAGCUGCAGGCCCAGCUGAGCCAGAAGGAGCAGGCAGCUGAACACUACAAGCUGCAGAUGGAGAAAGCCAAAACCCAUUAUGAUGCCAAGAAGCAGCAGAAUCAAGAGCUGCAGGAACAGCUUCGAGGCCUGGAGCAACUGCAGAAGGAGAACAAGGAGCUGCGGACAGAAGCUGAGCGGCUGAGCCGGGAGCUGCAGCAGGCAGGACUGAAGACCAAGGAGGCUGAACAGACCUGCCGUCACCUUACUGCCCAGGUGCACAGCCUGGAGGCACAGGUUGCCCACGCUGACCAGCAGCUUCGAGACUUGGGCAAGUUCCAAGUGGCAACUGAUGCCUUAAAGAGCCAGGAGCCGCAGGUUAAGCCCCAGCUGGACUUGAGCGUUGACAGUUUGGACCUGAGCUGCGAGGAGGGGACCCCCCUCGCUAUCGCCAGCAAGCUGCCUCGUACCCAGCCAGAUGGCACUAGUGUCCCCGGAGAGCCUGCCUCACCCAUCUCCCAGCGCCUGCCCCCCAAGGUAGAAUCCCUGGAGAGUCUCUACUUCACUCCCAUCUCGACUCGGAGUCAGGCUCCCCUGGAGAGCAGCCUGGACUCCCUGGGGGACAUCUUCCUGGACUCAGGCCGUAAGACCCGCUCUGCUCGUCGACGUACCACACAAAUCAUCAACAUCACCAUGACCAAGAAGCUGGAUGUAGAGGAGCCAGACAGCGCCAACUCAUCCUUCCAUAGCAUACAAUCUGCUCCUCCAUCCCAGGCCAACCUGAAGACCACCUCCUCCACCCAGUCUCUACCUUGCCUGAGCUCUACCAAUGAUGGCAGCUCAGCUCUGCUCAGCCUGCCUGGCUACCGGCCUACCACUCGCAGUUCUGCUCGCCACUCCCAGGCCAGGGUAUCCAGUGGGGCCCCUUCAGGAAGGAACAGUUUCUACAUGGGCACUUGCCAGGAUGAACCAGAGCAGCUUGAUGACUGGAACCGCAUUGCAGAGUUACAGCGGCGCAACCGAGUUUGUCCCCCACACCUGAAAACCUGCUAUCCCAUAGAGUCCAGGCCUUCCCUGGGCCUGGCCACAAUCACAGAUGAGGAGCUGAAGACUGGGGAUCCUCGAGAGACCCUGCGUCAAGCCAGCAUGCAGCCGAUCCAGAUUGCUGAGGCCACUGGCAUCACUACCCGGCAGCAGCGCAAACGGGUUUCCUCAGAGUCCCACCAGGGCCCUGGCACCCCUGAGUCUAAGAAGGCUACCAGCUGUUUCCCACGCCCCAUGACUCCCCGUGACCGACAUGAAGGGCGCAAACAGAGCACUACCAAGACCCAGGAGAAAGCAGUUCCAGCUGUUAAACAGGCUGACCGGCGCCAGUCAAUGGCCUUUGCCAUCCUCAACACACCCAAGAAGCUUGGGAAUAGCUUUCUGAGGCGGGGAGCCUCAAAGAAAGCUCCGUCCAAGGCUUCCCCCAACACCCGCAGUGGAACCCGCCGCUCUCCUCGCAUCGCCACCACCACCACCAGCGCUGCCGCCGUCCCUCGGACCAAGGGCAAGGUGGGUGCCUGUGACUCCUGA
Chrysochloris asiatica (Cape golden mole) is the source of this 6490-nucleotide messenger RNA. It is a transcript of the gene NUMA1, whose product is annotated as nuclear mitotic apparatus protein 1. The transcript is spliced from 26 exons. Gene Ontology annotation, molecular function: microtubule binding. Lineage: Eukaryota; Metazoa; Chordata; Mammalia; Afrosoricida; Chrysochloridae. The record is from RefSeq and is a predicted model, not a curated record. Gene Ontology annotation, cellular component: centrosome; spindle pole; spindle microtubule. Gene Ontology annotation, biological process: establishment of mitotic spindle orientation. Bases 155 to 6490 code for a protein of 2111 amino acids.